GGCCCCGGCGCGGCGCGGGGGGCGCGGAGCGGCCAUGGCGCGCUCGCUCAACUCCAUCGUGGCCGUCAGCCAGAACAUGGGCAUCGGCAAGGACGGGCGGCUGCCCUGGCCGCCGCUCAGGAAUGAGUACAAGUACUUCCAGAGAAUGACGAGCACGUCCCGCGUGGAAGGUAAACAGAAUGCAGUGAUAAUGGGUAAAAAAACGUGGUUCUCCAUUCCUGAGAAGAACCGUCCUUUAAAAGACAGAAUUAAUAUUGUGCUCAGCAGGGAGCUCAAGGAAACCCCGAAAGGAGCACAUUAUCUUUCCAAAAGUCUGGAUGAUGCUUUAGCUCUUUUGGAUUCACCAGAGUUAAAAAGUAAAGUAGACAUGGUUUGGAUCGUGGGAGGCACUUCAGUGUACAAGGCAGCAAUGGAGAAGCCAAUUCAUCAUCGAUUGUUUGUGACAAGAAUCUUGAAAGAAUUUGAAAGUGACACAUUUUUUCCAGAAAUUGACCAUAAAGUCUACAAGCUUCUGGCAGAGUACCCAGGUGUCCCUGCUGAUAUCCAAGAAGAGAACGGGAUUCAAUACAAAUUUGAAGUGUAUGAGAAAACUGUCGUGGCACAAUAAGGGAGGCAUUUUGUACUUCUGUGUAAGGGCAGGUAUUUUAAAUCAUAAAGUUUUACUGAGUGUAAAGAUACAUUAAAAUUUUGAAGAAAAUCAUUCCUGAUGGUGAAAUACCUCAGUAGUGAAUGGUUCCAAAAACCACACCCCACACUUUGAAGCUACACCCUGCAGAAGAGGGUCUGAGGAGUUCCACAGCAAAGGUUGCAUGAGACCUUGCGGUGAUCUUACAAUCCAUGGCGGCAUCCCUGACAAUUCCACAGGUAAUGAAAGGCAUUAGACUAUCUCAGGGCUUUUCUAUGGAAAGAAAGGGGUUUAGUAUCUAUCUCCUUGUCCAAAACAUCCAGGGCUGAGAAAGCGCCAAGCCUCCCAGGUCUGAUGGGUUGUAAAUGUUAUAAAUGUGUACAAAUUGUAUACAUUCAUAACAGCCUUUAAAAUGUACCCGUGUAGAGGUAAAGCCAGCCCAGCAGGAGAAGGGGAAUUAGGAAGUGUCCCGUAGCAGUUGAGGGAUGCACGGAUCCAGGACCUGUCACUCCAGGGUGGGUCCCUGCAGGAUCACCAGUCCUGCUGCAAAACCUGCUCCAGGGGGGCAUCUCUCCCUGCAGGUCCUGCCAGGGCCCUGCUCCGGCAGGGGCUCCCCACGGGAUCACAGCCUCCUUCCUGCCUCUGCUGCUCUGGCGUGGGCUCCUCAGGGCUGCGGGUGGGACUGUGGGGCUGAGGGGAGUCUGUGCUGCACCUGCUCCACUCCCGCCUCACCUGUGUCUGCAGGGCUCUUCUCCUCUCCCCUCCCAGCUCCUCUCGCCCCAGCUGUGGUUCUCCACAGGUUUUUCUUCUCCCAGAGGUGCUGCUGCUGGGCUCAGCCCUGGCCAGCAGUGGCUCUGCCCUGGGGCCCGUGGGACGCGGGGGAAGCUUCCAGCAGCUUCUCACAGAAGCCACCCCUGCAGCCCCCACUGCUCACCAAACCUGGCCACGCAAGCCCAGCAAAAUCUAGUAAAGAAGCUUUAAUAUUUCCCUAGGUUCACAGCUGUCUGAAAGCUUGGCUGCUCUCAUAAAAAGUCAUUGUGUCAGUUUGACCGCAGCCACUUCAAAGUGGAAGAAAAUAUACAUUGAUUUCUUAGAAAAGUCUGUGUUCCUGUGUUCCUGCCAAGCAUUAUCAGUAAAGACGCAGUUCAUUUGUCAUGUGAGUUUGAAUAAUCUAUGUGAAAAAUAUGGAUUAUAAGCAAUAAUGGAGUUGUUCUGUUUCAUCUUUAUUAAAUAUAGUUAAAUACAAAAAUACUAAAAAUCUUAAAUAAAAUGGUAUAAUUUACAUUGAUGUUCCCUUAGAAUAUCAGCAAUGAGCACCCCUUGAAUUUUCCAUCGCACUUUACUACAACACCUAGCUGAUAAAAAACGUAUUUAUUGCA
Messenger RNA from Pseudopodoces humilis (Tibetan ground-tit), 2004 nucleotides. RefSeq names its product dihydrofolate reductase (gene DHFR). The record is from RefSeq and is a predicted model, not a curated record. Gene Ontology annotation, biological process: dihydrofolate metabolic process; folic acid metabolic process; tetrahydrofolate biosynthetic process. Lineage: Eukaryota; Metazoa; Chordata; Aves; Passeriformes; Paridae. Gene Ontology annotation, molecular function: dihydrofolate reductase activity; NADP binding. Gene Ontology annotation, cellular component: mitochondrion.